Clunio marinus is the source of this 300-nucleotide messenger RNA. NCBI's taxonomy places the organism in Eukaryota, Metazoa, Arthropoda, Insecta, Diptera, Chironomidae. The record is from the annotation of a GenBank genome assembly.
AUGAAUUCUAAGCAUUGUGAACAUCAUAUGAAUAAAGUUUUACCUUUAUUAAUAAUUUCAAGUGCUUUCAUAAUUCGAGAACUGCCAUUUGUUUCCAAAGCAUUAUGUUAUGAUCGUUUUUUAUAUCCUCCACCUAUUCUUUGCAUGGCUGUUAAAAAACCUGGAAAAUUUAUGUGGAAAUGCAAGCAGCUGCUUUGUAUCUCAUUUGCCAUUUUACUACCUUCACAAAGAGCAUUUUCAAUAAGAUUACAAAGCAACCGAAUAGGAUUACGUAAGGAGUGGGAGAACGAAGAUGUUUGA